AUUCAUUGCAUUCAGAAAUGUUGCAGUAGCAUUGCAUUGCACCUAUGUUUUUCUGUGGACGACACCUAAUAUAUUUUAUUUAUAUUUUAUUUUCCAAUAUAUAUAAAAACCACUUUCUUUGUUACAUCACACAUUGACAUUAUUACAUUUCAUUUCAUUCAUUCCCCCAAUACACUCAAUUUAUUUCAAAGCUUCUUCCUUUUUCUUCUUAUUUUUUGGGGUUUUUUUUGUUGUAAAUGCUCUUGACCCUUUUCACUCUAUUUUGCUUCUCUUUGUUUUCCCUUUGUGAUUUUCAGCUGCUACUUGCUUUCUCUUUCUUGUUCUCAUGCCUGCCCUUGUCAAUUCCAGUGGUGAUGAUGAAAUGUAUCCUGGGGGUUCUAUGGAUUUGGGGGGUUGUUUGUACACUAUUAGCUCCAAUGUUGAUGUGUACUGCUCUCCUACAAAGCGAGCUCGAAUCAGUGCCCCAUUUACCUUCGGAGCUGUUGAGCAUAAGCAAGAUCAUAAGCCUAGUGUUGAGAUCCUUCCGGAUGAAUGUCUCUUCGAGAUAUUCAGACGGCUCCCAAGUGGCAAAGAGAGAAGCUCAUGUGCUUGUGUAUCCAAAAGGUGGCUUAUGCUUAUGAGCACUAUCAGCAAAUCUGAAAUUGAGAGGACUAAUUCAUCUGUUGAAGAAUCUGUCUCUUCAGAUGAGAAUGACGAAGAUGUUGAAGGUGAUGGGUACCUUUCAAGGUGUUUGGAAGGGAGGAAAGCCACUGAUGUAAGGCUUGCUGCUAUUGCUGUUGGGACUAGUGGCCGCGGAGGACUUGGAAAGUUGUCUAUCAGAGGAAGCAACUCAGAACGAGGCGUUACAAACCGUGGUCUCUCCGCAGUUGCUCAUGGCUGUCCUUCUCUCAGAUCGCUUUCUUUGUGGAAUGUGUCUUCCAUUGGAGAUAAAGGUCUGUCUGAGAUAGCAAAAGGAUGUCAUAUGUUGGAGAAGAUUGACUUGUGCCUUUGUCCGUCGAUCACCAACAAGGGUUUGAUUGCAAUAGCCGAAGGCUGCCCCAACUUGACCACCUUAAAUAUCGAAUCAUGCUCAAAGAUUGGAAAUGAGGGUUUGCAAGCUAUUGCGAAGUUAUGUCCUAAGUUACAGUCAAUCUCUAUCAAGGAUUGUUGUCUUGUGGGUGAUCAUGGAGUGUCUAGUCUGUUAUCAUUGGCUUCCAACUUGUCAAGGGUAAAGCUUCAGGCUUUGAAUAUUACAGAUUUUUCUCUGGCUGUUAUUGGCCAUUACGGGAAGGCAAUAACGAAUCUGGUCCUUAGCAGUCUCCGAAAUGUAAGUGAAAGAGGGUUUUGGGUCAUGGGCGUUGCUCAAGGUCUGCAGAAACUGGUGUCACUUACUGUUACUUCCUGCCGAGGGGUAACUGAUGUGAGCAUCGAAGCAAUAAGUAAAGGUUGCAUCAACCUGAAGCACAUGUGCCUUCGCAAGUGUUGCUUUGUAUCCGACAGUGGAUUGGUAGCAUUUGCCAAAGCUGCAGUAUCUCUGGAGAACUUACAGUUGGAGGAGUGUAACAGGUUCACCCAAUCUGGGAUAAUAGGGGCUCUUUCGAACAUCAAAACAAAGUUGAAAUCACUCACACUUGUGAAGUGUAUGGGAGUUAAAGAUAUUGAUGUGGAAGUAUCUACGUUUUCACCUUGCGAGUCUCUUCGAACUUUAACCAUUCAAAACUGCCCUGGUUUCGGUAGUGCUAGCUUGGCUAUGAUUGGGAAAUUGUGUCCCCAACUUCAGCAUGUUGAUCUGACCGGACUUUAUGGAAUAACAGAUGCAGGUCUUCUCCCUCUUUUGGAGAAUUGUGAGGCUGGACUUGUCAAGGUGAACCUUACGGGUUGCUGGAACUUGACAGAUCACAUAGUUUCAGCAUUGGCCAGGCUACACGGUGGAACUCUUGAAUUACUUAAUCUCGAUGGAUGCUGGAACAUCACAGAUGCAAGCUUGGCCGCCAUCGCAGACAACUGCCUACUGCUCAAUGAUCUGGAUGUGUCAAGGUGUGCAAUCACCGAUGCCGGUAUAGCCGUUCUCUCUAAUGCCAAUCACCUUAGCUUGCAGGUGCUUUCUUUGUCUGGCUGUUCCGAAGUAUCAAACAAGAGUUCACCUUUCCUGACAACAUUGGGCCAGACCUUGUUGGGAUUGAAUCUCCAAAACUGCAAUGCAAUCAGCAGCAACACAAUUGAGCUGCUCGUCGAGAACUUAUGGAGAUGCGAUAUUCUGGCUUAGUCGCAAUAGAAUGGAUAAAUCAGGAAAGGAUAUUAUAGAUUACAUACAUCGACCUAUAAUAACAAAACAACAGGUGGUAACAUUCAGCAUACAUUUUUUUGGUUGAUAUGCAUAUCAAGGGUGGAUUGGGCGGCGGUUUGUAGACUUAGUUGUUUUCCAGGGAACUUUGGUUUGUUUCUUGACUAGUCCCUUUUUUGCAAGCAUUUUUCAUACAAAAAUGCUUGUUUGUUACAACCCCUUUUGGCCUUAGCUUAUUGCAAGGCCACAUAUUUAUGGCUAUAGUUCCCUGAGAAUACAUUUACUAAGUCUUGGUUAAUGGUUUCCACUCUAGAUAGCACAUUGCUUAGGUUUUACUAUGUAGUGCUGGAUGUUCUAUUCUGUUUGUUUUGGCUUUAUUUUAUGCCUUUUAUCAUUUUAGUUUUAACAAUCAAGCGCGGCCAUGGCGCAUAAAGUCUGGAUUAAGCGUAAGUGUGGUUCUGUUGUUCAAUUCUAAGGCUUGGUUUUGGGUUGUUUCCUAUUAAAUCAUGUUCUUGAUUUUGUAGGCUUCUCUUGCUUAUGAAUUGUACUAAGAUGAUCACUUUGGUUAUUCUAUGAUAAUAAUAAUACAAUUUAUAGUUACAUUUA
Cicer arietinum (chickpea) is the source of this 2869-nucleotide messenger RNA. Its product is annotated as EIN3-binding F-box protein 2-like. Gene Ontology annotation, biological process: SCF-dependent proteasomal ubiquitin-dependent protein catabolic process. Lineage: Eukaryota; Viridiplantae; Streptophyta; Magnoliopsida; Fabales; Fabaceae. Gene Ontology annotation, cellular component: SCF ubiquitin ligase complex. The record is from RefSeq and is a predicted model, not a curated record. Gene Ontology annotation, molecular function: protein binding.